This is a messenger RNA of Acyrthosiphon pisum (pea aphid), 969 nucleotides long. Its product is annotated as ER degradation-enhancing alpha-mannosidase-like protein 2. Gene Ontology annotation, molecular function: mannosyl-oligosaccharide 1,2-alpha-mannosidase activity; calcium ion binding. Lineage: Eukaryota; Metazoa; Arthropoda; Insecta; Hemiptera; Aphididae. Gene Ontology annotation, cellular component: endoplasmic reticulum; membrane. The record is from RefSeq and is a predicted model, not a curated record. Gene Ontology annotation, biological process: endoplasmic reticulum mannose trimming; carbohydrate metabolic process; mannose trimming involved in glycoprotein ERAD pathway.
AUUAUUUUAAACAUAACUGUAAGUGAUAUUUUAUUAUUUGUUAGGUAGCUUUAAAAGCUCUUCAUUCAUUGUUCAACCAUAGAUCUAAAAUGGGAUUAAUGGGUAAUCAUUUGGACGUGGCCUCUGGAUUAUGGAUUGCACAUGAUUCAGGCAUUGGUGGUGGGAUUGAUUCAUAUUUUGAGUACUUAGUUAAAGGCUCUUUGCUAUUUAACCUGCCUCAUUUAAGAAGCAUGUUCGAUGAGUUAAGAAAGCCUAUUGAUAAAUACUCAGCAACUUCCACAGGGUGGUAUUUUUGGGUGAACAUGCAAAAAGGCCAAGUAACAAUGCCCAUAUAUCAGUCAUUAGAAUCAUAUUGGCCAGGGCUUUUAAGUCUAAUAGGUGAUAUAGAUAUUGCCAUGAAAUCGAUGUCAAAUUAUCAUGAUGUACUUAAAUUAUACGGUUUUACUCCUGAAGUUUACAACGUUGUCAAUCAGGAGGCUGCUAGAGAUUCAUUCCCAUUACGACCGGAAUUAGUCGAGUCUGCCAUGUAUCUGUACAAGGCAACUAACGGAGAUCCUUAUUUACUAGAUAUAGGUAGCGACAUUCUACGUUCCAUUCAACACAGUAGCCGCACGCGAUGUGGAUAUGCCACGAUUAAAAGUUGCAAAAAACAUUCUCUUCAAAAUAGGAUGGAGUCAUUUUUCCUUGCUGAAACAACCAAGUACCUUUAUUUACUUUUCGACCCCGAUAACUUUAUACAUAAUGAUGGAAGUCAUGGUAAAGUUUGGAAAACAGCCAGGGGUCGUGAAUGCAUAGUCGACGCAGGUGGAUACGUUUUUAACACAGAGGCUCAUCCUAUAGAUCCCGGAAUAUUGCACUGUUGUUACAUGGCUGACAACAACCAUUGGUCGCAUCGUCAACAGCCAAAAUAUAAACGUUUUAUGAAGUCGUCCAUGGUAGUUGACCAAAAAAAAGAAUCAACCAAUCAAG